Molecule: messenger RNA, 670 nt
Organism: Lotus japonicus
Lineage: Eukaryota; Viridiplantae; Streptophyta; Magnoliopsida; Fabales; Fabaceae
Exons: 5
Coding region: 90-425 (111 amino acids)
Source: RefSeq, a predicted model, not a curated record
AAAAAAUCUUUUUCCAAUAAAGAAAAUUUCUUCCAAACGAUCUGAAGAACAAGAAGGAAGAAGCUUGAAGUAGCUGGUGGUAAAGUAAAAUGGAUCCUCAUCUCUGGCACAAAGUGGCUGCGAUUUCAGGAGUUGCAGCACUUGGAUUGGGCACCUAUGGCGCCCACGGCUUCAAGCCGCAAAACCCAUCUUACAAAGAGGUUUGGCAUACAGCAUCUCUUUAUCAUUUGGUUCACACAGCUGCCUUACUUGCUGCUCCAAUCACAAAACACCCCAAUGCUUUUGGAGGCCUUCUAACAGCUGGGAUCGUGGCUUUCUCUGGGACGUGUUAUACUGUGGCAUUUCUUGAGGACAGAAAAUAUUCAACCUUGGCUCCAUUUGGUGGCUUUGCAUUUAUAGCAGCUUGGGGUAGCUUGUUUUUCUGAUGACUUCAACACCGUCUUGGUUUGUGCUGCUACAAUAUCUAUCAUAUGUUUGUUAAUAAGCAAUUAGACUAUCAUGGGAUUUAGCAUUUGCCUAGCUCGGGUAUCUCAUUUGUAAAUCUUUUUCUGUUUCAAGCCAAUGAUUUAUGAUCUCGGAAUCCAUGUAUCUUUGGAAUUAGAGAUUUGGUAAUAGUACUUGUAGGUCAUCAUUAUAUACUUACAUCUUAUUAUUAUUAUUAUUAUAUAUA